AUGGAAAAAACCAAAACAAAGCAAGGAGAAAACGAACAUAUGCCGGUGAAUAAUCCUUCCACGCAGAUUUACCAGUUGCAGGCCCUAGCCUCUGAACUCAAAACUGGUUUUACAGAAGCGAUGCAAGAACUGUCAAGAAUUCAACAUGGAGAAUAUGCUUUGGAAGAGAAGGUUAAGAGCUGCAGAUGUUCCAUGGAAGAAAAAGUUACUGAGAUGAAGAACUCAUUGAACUAUUUCAAGGAAGAGCUGAGCAAUGCCAUGUCAAUGAUCCAGGCCAUUACUUCUAAGCAAGAGGAAAUGCAACAGAAGAUUGAACAACUUCAACAGGAAAAGCGGAGAGAAUCCCGAAAAGUUAAAGCCAAGAAAACUCAAAAAGAAGAACACAGCUCACAGGCUGGGCCUACACAAGCACAAGGAAGCCCUUUCCGUUCAAUCAAUAUCCCUGAACCUGUUCUUCCAAGCGAAGACUUUACUAACCUUUUGCCUUCUCAGGCCUAUGAAAAAGCCCAAGAGUCCAGAUCCGUUCAUGUAGGAGAGAGUAAUGUGAAGGGAAUGAUGGGUCCUGGAGUGAACCCAACAACUCCAGAAGCGGAAGAAAACCUCAAGUCUUGCCUCUCGGCUGACAUCCAGCCCAAGGGCCAUCUCUCAUCUGGUGUGUGGCGACAACCUAAGGAGGGUAAAGAGUGGGGCGAGGAAUAUGUCACCAAGGACCACCCAGAUAAACUCAAGGAGGCUGGUCAGGGUAGACACAGCUCCUUGGAAAAUGUGUUAUGUGAAACCUCUUUAGCAGCUAAAAGACAAACUGUGGCUCUAGAAUUGCUUGAAUCUGAAAGAAAAUACGUCAUUAACAUCUCUCUGAUCUUGAAGAUAAAGGCAACAUUCCAGGGGUCAGAUGGAAAGAGGAAUUCCAAAGAGAGAAGCCUGUUCCCUGGCUCUUUACGGUACCUUGUCCAGCAGCACCUGGAUUUGCUUCAUGCACUGCAGGAAAGGGUCCUGAAGUGGCCACGCCAAGGAGUCCUGGGAGAUUUAUUCCUCAAGUUAACAAAUGAUGAGAAUAAUUUCUUGGAUUAUUAUGUUGCCUACCUGAGGGACCUGCCUGAAUGCAUCUCAUUGGUUCAUGUUGUUGUUCUGAAGGAGGGAGAUGAAGAGAUUAAAUCUGACAUCUACACACUGUUUUUUCACAUAGUCCAGCGCAUCCCUGAAUAUCUAAUCCACCUGCAGAAUGUCUUGAAGUUCACAGAACAGGAACACCCUGACUAUUACCUACUCCUGGUGUGUGUUCAGCGCCUUCGAGUAUUUAUCUCACACUAUACCCUGCUAUUUCAAUGCAAUGAAGAGUUGCUUAUUCAGAAACGGAAAAAGCUCAAAAAGUCGUCCAUGGCAAAGUUGUACAAAGGACUGGCUUCCCAGUGUGCAAAUGCCGGACAAGAUGCUUCCCCCACCGCAGGCCCUGAGGCUGUCCGGGACAGUGGGAUCCACUCAGAGGAGAUUCUGCAACCCUACCCUUCUGCUCCUGGUUCUAGCCCUGCUGUCACACACUUGAUGCCCCCAGUGAAGAAAAGCCAGCAGCAGCAGGGCUUGAUGGAGAGCAUGCAGCCCGGGAAGCCCAGUGACUGGGAGAUGGAGGGCAGAAAGCACGAGCGGCCCGAGAGCCUCCUGGCGCCGGCGCAGUUCUGUACGGCAGAGCAGGACGUGAAGGCGCUGGCCGGGCCGCUCCAGUCCAUCCCGGAGAUGGACUUCGAGCCCUCUCACGGGUCGGCCGCCGCCGCUGCAGCCGCCCGCGGCGCGCCCCGAACCUUCUUCCCCCAGCAGAGGUCCCAAAGUGAAAAACAGACCUAUUUGGAAGUAAGGAGGGAAAUGCAUUUAGAAGACACCACCAGAUUCUGUCCAAAGGAAGAAAGAGAAAGUGAACAAACAUCUUUCAGCGACCAAAAUCCCAGGCAAGACCAGAAAGGGGGCUUUCGCAGCUCCUUCCGCAAGCUCUUUAAAAAGAAGUCCAGUGGAUCAGAAUACAGGGAAAAAACUAAUGAGAAUCCCUCAAUGGAUCCUUCACCCACCAAACAAGAUUUCUUCAGAAACCGACUUGCUCUUGCAAAUGACCUUGACCAAGGAACAGCUGUGUAAAACAAACUUAAAGUUGUAUUGUCAAGUGGUAAGAUGAGGAUAAAAAGCUUGUAUAUAUCUGUUUAGGAAUAUAUAUAUAUGUAUAUAUAUAUACACACAUAUAUAUAUAUAGGUGUAUAAAUCCCUGAGGAGAACUAAUAUAAAUACUUACACAUGAAACUAAGUCAAUAUACAAGACAUUGAAGAGGUGAAGAUUAGUCUGUGUUUAAGACCUUGCCUUUUUUGAACCUCAACACUUGGAAAAAGGGAAAUGAAGACUUUUCACAUCAUUACAAAAAAACACUAUACAUUUGAAGGAAAAUAAACAUUUGUAAGAACAAAUACUUCCAUCUUGAAGUCAUUCCCCAAGUAUAAUAUUGAGCAUGUUCAUAUUUAAUUUGGAUGUGAAUUUUAUGCUUUCUAGGGGCUUAGCUUAUUAAUUCAUCCCAGUGUUCUUAGAUUAAUAUACAUUAUGUUAGGGGCAAGUUCUGUCUUGCCAUAUGUCUUCCAAAAACCCCAAGGCAAUACCUAACAUCUCUUAAGGUAAAGGCUUAAUUAAUAGAACUGUAUGUUAUGUGUUGCAAAUCUGAGUUGUAAAGAAAUUUGUGCUUAAUCCAUGAUAGACAAGUUUCAAAGCUUAAAGACACAUUGAUCUCUAAACUUGUCCUGUGGUUAUAGAAAUCGGUAAAGGGAACAAUGUUUUCUGUAGAAAUUGGAGGACAGGGAGCACAAAGGAACAGUCUUCCUUGUACUGAGGACUGGAAAACUCAGAGUGUUUUAUUGAGUACUCUGCAAGAUCCAUUAGUGAUCCCGAGUGUCACACACACUCACAACUGGACAGACAGGGAGAAAAGCACUGGUUUAGCCAUGUCCUCUUGAAAAGAUGUUCUGGAACCAGCAGAUGGCAUAAUGGUUACAUU
Tupaia belangeri chinensis (Chinese tree shrew) is the source of this 3023-nucleotide messenger RNA. RefSeq names its product Rho guanine nucleotide exchange factor 33 (gene ARHGEF33). The coding region runs from base 1 to 2124 and encodes 707 amino acids. The transcript has 17 exons. The record is from RefSeq and is a predicted model, not a curated record. Gene Ontology annotation, molecular function: guanyl-nucleotide exchange factor activity. NCBI's taxonomy places the organism in Eukaryota, Metazoa, Chordata, Mammalia, Scandentia, Tupaiidae.